CCCCGCCUUCCCGCGCGCUCUUCCCGGCCGCGGCCUUUGUGGGGCGCACGUGCCGUAGCCGCUCUCUCCCGCAGGAUCGCCGCGAUGGCCGCCCAGGGAGAGCCGCAGGUCCAGUUCAAGCUCGUCCUGGUGGGCGACGGCGGCACCGGGAAGACGACGUUUGUGAAGCGCCACUUAACGGGCGAGUUCGAGAAGAAGUAUGUAGCCACCCUGGGCGUGGAGGUGCACCCGCUCGUCUUCCAUACCAAUAGAGGACCCAUCAAGUUCAACGUGUGGGACACAGCCGGCCAGGAGAAGUUCGGGGGCCUGCGCGAUGGCUACUACAUCCAAGCCCAGUGUGCCAUUAUAAUGUUCGAUGUAACAUCAAGAGUUACUUACAAGAAUGUACCUAACUGGCAUAGAGAUCUGGUCCGGGUGUGUGAAAACAUCCCCAUUGUAUUGUGUGGCAACAAAGUGGAUAUUAAGGACAGAAAAGUGAAGGCAAAAUCUAUUGUUUUCCACCGAAAGAAGAACCUUCAGUACUAUGACAUUUCUGCCAAAAGUAACUACAACUUUGAAAAGCCUUUCCUCUGGCUUGCAAGAAAGCUCAUUGGAGACCCUAAUUUGGAGUUUGUUGCCAUGCCUGCGCUUGCCCCACCUGAAGUGGUCAUGGACCCGGCUUUGGCAGCACAGUACGAGCAUGAUUUAGAGGUUGCUCAAACGACUGCCCUCCCGGAUGAGGAUGAUGACCUGUGAGAAAGUGAAGCUGGAGCCCUGCGUCAGAAGUCUAGUUUUAUAGGCAACUGUCCUGUGAUGUCAGCGGUGCAGCGUGUGUGCCACCUUAUUUAGCUAUCAGAUCGUGUACUUCAUUGGAUGCUGAAGGAGAUGAAUGGGCUUUGGAGUGAAUGUGGCAGUUAAAACAUACCUUUUUUUUAACCUACCUUCAUUUUUUUGGACUUGCAUAUUUAGCUGUUUGGAACACAGUUGUUUCCUGAAUUUCAAAAAUAAGACUGCUACAGUCACAUCGCACUAUUCAGUCAGUGGUAAAAUCUUGUUCCUGUCAUUCCCAUUCUUUUUGUUUAGAAUCAGAAUAAAGUUGUAUUUCAAAUAAUCUAAA
Messenger RNA from Myodes glareolus (Bank vole), 1096 nucleotides. The record is from RefSeq and is a predicted model, not a curated record. NCBI's taxonomy places the organism in Eukaryota, Metazoa, Chordata, Mammalia, Rodentia, Cricetidae.